UGAUACUCCAUUAAACUCUAUAGAAUUCAAUGCAUGUGGAUGUCCUAAGAACUAAAUUACCAUUGUUGAUAAAAAUUAAAAUAUUUUGCAAUAAAUGUUUUUUCAAUAAAAUAUAUAUGUUCUUCUUGAAAUCAACUGAAUAAAAUAAUACUCUUGUAUUUACGUGAUCAUCAUUUGGGCAAUUUUAGUAUAUAAACCCUCUCAGUGUUGUACAUAGAGCGCCAUAUUCAACAUCAUCCUCUCUUUCUAUUUCCAUCUCCUUUCCAAAUUGAGCUUUUCCUUAUCCAUUAAUACAAUACUCUCGACAAAAUGCCUGGAAUCGCCAUUGGUAGUUUGGGUGACUCCUUCAGUGGCAGCUCUAUCAAAGCCUACAUUGCAGAGUUCAUCUCCACCUUGCUCUUCGUCUUCGCCGGAGUAGGUUCCGCCAUCGCUUAUGGCAAAUUAACAGCAGAUGCUGCCCUAGAUCCAGCUGGUCUUGUAGCCAUCGCUGUUUGCCAUGGAUUUGCUCUGUUUGUUGCCGUAUCAAUCGCUGCCAACAUCUCCGGCGGCCACGUCAACCCAGCUGUCACCUUCGGUUUGGCCGUCGGCGGCCAGAUCACCGUCCUUACCGGCGUGUUUUACUGGAUCGCUCAACUUCUUGGCUCCACCGUCGCAUGCUUCCUUCUCAGCUUCGUCACCGGAGGCCUGGCUGUUCCUACACACAGUGUUGGAAGCUUAGGAGCAAUUCAAGGGGUGGUUUUCGAAAUUGUUAUCACAUUUGCGUUGGUGUACACAGUGUACGCCACCGCAUGUGACCCAAAGAAGGGGUCAGUGGGCACAAUUGCCCCAAUGGCAAUCGGUUUCAUCGUUGGUGCCAACAUUUUGGCAGCAGGUCCAUUCUCUGGUGGAUCAAUGAAUCCAGCUAGAUCUUUUGGACCUGCUGUAGCCAGCUUUGACUUUUCUGGACACUGGGUGUACUGGGUCGGACCCCUGAUUGGCGGUGGUUUGGCCGGAGCCAUUUACCCAAAUGUGUUCAUCUCAGAUGAACACAUUCCCGUCUCCAACGACUAUUAGAUUUUCAUCGUUAUCGGUUGAUUGUGUGGAAUUAAGUUCCAAGGCUUUUUUAAUUGUACAAAUAAGUAGAAAAGCAAUUUGUUUGUUUUUCUUUGUUCUUGUUUAUUCAUAUUUAUGAGAUGCUCAUAAGAUUGUGUUUUUUCGUAAUUGGGUAAUGGAACAAAUGCAUGAUUGGUUAGUAAAAGGACCCACGUGUUGUGUUUAAUUUGGCAUUAUUGGUUUGUAAAUGGACCACAUUAUGUGUUUAGUUUGGUUUGGUAGGUUUUGGGCCCCUUUGGGUUGUUUUUUUCAAUGAGUUAAGGGAAACAGAAUAUAGUGGGUGGUGGGCCUAUUUGAUCAAUAAAUGCAUGUCAUGUGAUUCCAAUCCAAUGCGGAUAUGUUCAAACUUCAAAGUUGUAGGAUGUAAUAUACGGGACUUGAAGUUUAAAUUUGUUAUAGAUACAAAUUUAUGAGAAAUGGGUG
This is a messenger RNA of Lactuca saligna, 1515 nucleotides long. The record is from the annotation of a GenBank genome assembly. Lineage: Eukaryota; Viridiplantae; Streptophyta; Magnoliopsida; Asterales; Asteraceae.